AUGUGUCAAGCCGCCUUUGCGAAGAAGUUUGACAAGGCGGAUGGUCCAGAGGGUUCGUUAGAGCUCUUGCGAUCUCUGGAAGGGAGUGCUCUUCGCUUUUUACCACAGAGCCUGUUUCCAUUUCUCGGAUCUACUGGUCUCGGCAUCAAGUUACCAGGAUUCAUAGGUGAUGCUUAUCGCUGUCACCAGAUCUGGGAACAACAAUCAAGAAAAAUGGUAGAUCACUUCCUGGAGAAGUCAUCUGCAGACGAUAAGUAUUUACUUUCUCCCGUCGCUACCGGUAUCGAUACGUUUCUUGAUCGUCGACUAAGCCAUGAAGAACUCAUAGAAGAGGCGAUGGGCUACAUGUUUGCUGGCAGCGGCACCACCUCAUCAACGCUGACCUACCUUUUGUAUGCGAUUUCGCUUCCUGAGAAUCUUGAUAUCCAAGAGCGAUUAAGAGAGGCUGUCCAAAAACUCCCUGCAGACGACGUAACCACCAUACGACAAGACCCGUAUUACCGACUGCCCGCAGGAACAAUUGUUGGCAUGCAAAAUUGGAUGCACCACCGAGACCCUGUCGUCUUUCCAAACCCCGACCAGUUUUUGCCCGACCGCUGGCUUGUGCCUAACGCUAGUUCUCAUGCGAUGGAAAGUUCUCUGACCCCGUUUAGCAUUGGCCGUCGUAAUUGUAUCGGACAGAAUCUAGCAUGGGAGGAGCUUUACAUCGCAGUAGGUGCGAUCAUGCGUGCAGGUCUGAAGCUGUGUUUGGGACCUGAGAUGCAACCGUGGGAAAUGGAGAUUGUGGAUCGAUUCAAUAUCGCCCCCAAAGGACAAAGAUUGAUGCUCCAUGUAACUAGAGACUAA
Messenger RNA from Parastagonospora nodorum SN15, 846 nucleotides. RefSeq lists its product as hypothetical. Gene Ontology annotation, molecular function: iron ion binding; monooxygenase activity; oxidoreductase activity, acting on paired donors, with incorporation or reduction of molecular oxygen. The transcript is spliced from 2 exons. Lineage: Eukaryota; Fungi; Ascomycota; Dothideomycetes; Pleosporales; Phaeosphaeriaceae. The record is from RefSeq and is a predicted model, not a curated record. The coding region runs from base 1 to 846 and encodes 281 amino acids.